This is a messenger RNA of Cryptomeria japonica (Japanese cedar), 3508 nucleotides long. RefSeq lists its product as uncharacterized. Bases 700 to 3114 code for a protein of 804 amino acids. NCBI's taxonomy places the organism in Eukaryota, Viridiplantae, Streptophyta, Pinopsida, Cupressales, Cupressaceae. Gene Ontology annotation, cellular component: recycling endosome. The record is from RefSeq and is a predicted model, not a curated record. The transcript is spliced from 4 exons. Gene Ontology annotation, molecular function: guanyl-nucleotide exchange factor activity.
AGAUGAAAGCCAAAUCGGAAUUCCACCCCUAUCUUUUGGAGGACUUUGACAUGUUGGCAAGCAUCACAUUGUCUUUUAUAGCACAGCAGAGAGGGCCAGGCCAGAUGCACGUUCACUUGCAUGAUGCUCUUCCCUAGUGUUGACCCUUCACCAGUUGGACGGAUAUUUGAAAUCACUCAUAGGACAAGGCAAUCGACUAUAGUGUGAUCCAUUUUAGAUGGAUGGUUAUAGACUGGGAAUCACUCAUAAGCAGCAGCAGGCGAGGCGAGCUAACCUAUAACUGAUAUUGGAUGCUAGUGGUUUUUUCAAUUUAAAUGCAACGAUAUGCCUUACAACUCUCAGGUGGAUGCCCCAAACUGUAAUUGUUGAGCGUACUCAAUGGUUGGAAGUUCAAUAAGGUAUAGACAAAAAAUGGGAUCAUAUUGACUGUUUGAAACCAUUUAUGGCAAACCUAAUGCCUGGAAGGUCUUGAGGGUAUUGGGCGAAAUCGGGAUCCCAUUGGUUGUUUGGUGCCAUUCAGGGAAAACCCAAUCAUUCAUUUAGGGCAAACGCGACGCCCGGAAGCUGUAAAGUGAGCUGAUAAAAUUUGGGUUUCUAUUAGUUUUUUGGAAGAGUGGAUGGUGAAAUCAGCAUUGUGUUCUCAGUUGAAACUCAGCAUUGAUGACUAGAAAUGCCGAAGGGUACUUAUGAAAUAGAGUGAUGAAUCGGAGUUUGUCUUUUGGUUCAAGGCUAGAGCUUAAUUUUAGGCCAGAUGUUACAGCCCUUAGGAGAUGGGUUGUCGGUUUCUGCAUCAUACGAUUUGAUUUGGAGCAGGGACAGGUUAUUGAGGAGUGUUAUCCUUCGGGCGCUCUCAGCCCUGAAGAGGAGCUGGAUGUCGCCUUCAGUUCAUUUCCGGAUUCUAUGUCACAGUCUCAUAACCGGUCCAGCAUUCAUGAUUGUAUGUUCUUUUUCCGGGUUCGGAGGAGAGGAACAAUUUCAACUGCCACCCGUUCCGCCAGGUUGAGAAAGUCUGUUUCCACCGGUCGUGGAGGAAUAGAUGAGAUUAAUUCAUCUUCAGACGUUCCUGGGUUGAUCCGUGAAGAAGAGGAAGGGCCUCCACAAAAUGUUGCCUCCAAAGAAGAGGCGGAAAGAACUUCCAACUCCAGUGAAAAUUCUUUAGGCGAGCUGGAUUGCAAAACUUCUUUUGUGGGGUCUGGAAACAAUUCUGCAGUCCAAGCCGAUGGAACUUUGGAUACUGACAGUGGAGCAGGGUGGCCAAAAUUCUACGUUCCUAAAAUUCUUGCAGGCGUUUUAUCUCCCAGGUUCAGGGAGGAAGUUGUAUCAGAAAAAACUCAUCUGGGCUCUCCACAGUCAAACAUCUCCAAGCUUGGGCCAUCUCUGUCCAUAGAGCAAAGCAAUGCUGACUUAUGUGUGAAUGAGAGCCCUAAAAGUAUUGUAAGGACAAGCAGUAGGGGCGUUCCAGGGAGUGGAGGCCCUGAAUAUUUGUAUGGAUAUGUGUUCAACAGGCAAAGACAAGAUGAAAAACUGAAACGAGGCGGAGAGCAAAAAUCUGUGGUUAUUCUAUCACAUAGACCUUAUCUGAGUUUAUUUAAGCCUCUUUUACAGAUCUUAGCUCCCUUAUAUUUUGAUGUUGGCAAACGAGCACUUGAACAUGUUGCUACAUAUGUUUCACGGUGGCCUAGACCUGUUCCUGGGAAAUUCAUGGAAUUACCAAUAGGAAAUGCAACCUUGAAAGUUCACCUGCCUCCUGCACACACAUUGCCUUCUGGAUGUGGGAUCUCUGAGGACGAGUUUACUUCAGCAAUGGCUCCUGUAGGCCCUUUGAAUCAAUCUAUUCCUCAAGGAAUUUUCCACGAGGCCGAUAUAUUUGGAAUCUUCAGAGGGAUUCUGUUGCAGUUAUGGGUGCUUUGGGAGCUCCUUUUGAUUGGAGAGGCAUUACUUGUGAUUGCACCAACUCCAUCUCAGUGUUGCGAAGCUGUUGCUGGCCUCGUGGGUUUGGUGGCACCUCUUCCAUGUAAUAUUGAUUUUCGUCCAUAUUUUACUAUCCAUGAUCCAGACUUUUCCUUGCUGAAUUCACCGAAGGAAGGUGAACAGGCUCCUCCCAUGAUUCUGGGUGUCACAAAUCUUUUUUUCUUGAAGGCUCUUAGAAACCUUCCUCAUGUUGUAUCAGUAGGCAGUUCUCUUUCAAAUGCUAACAGGCUUUGCCUUGUUCCUAAACCAUCUAAUGAAAAUAAUGGCAAUCGAGGAAGAGCACAGCUACAGGUUUCACCUCUGGGAAGAUUCUCUCCUGCAAAUUUGCUGAAGGUUGUAAAGGUCAGGAGAGAUGGACCUCUUAGUCUCAUGUCUGAGCACAAAGAAGCAGUUUGGACUAAAUAUGUGGCCACAACUAAGCCAGACACUUCCAUUUUAAAUAGACUUGUUGAUGCUGGCAUGUCUCCAAGAAUCGAGGAAUCAAUGUCAGUUGUGAACAAUGAAAUUUUGCGGCGACAUUUUUUGGAAUUUACAACCAAUUUUCUUGCUCCCUUUGGUCCAUUCUUAAGAGCCACUACUCCUGCAGAAGGAGUUUCCCCCUUUCUGGAUCCUCCCCCACUUACUCCAUUUGAUGCUCAUGAAUUCCUGGAGGGGCUAGCCGCAAGAGGACCAGGAAAAUUCUUAUCCAAACGGAUGAGAGCAAACUGGUUAGAUCUUUACAGACGUUUUCUCAAGGGUCCAAAUUUUAUGCCAUGGUUCCAAAGAAGACGGUCGGUUGCUGAACAAGAGCAACACAGGAUAUGGAGGCAAGCUCGAGCCAAGGCUGAUGUUCGACAAUUCCUCUCAAAUAUGUGUGAGGUCGAGGUUAUUGAUUCAUUCAAUGCUGUGGAGCGGCAUCUUAUGGCAGAGAUACAGCUGCAACGCAUGGGAACUGGGACUUCAGAAUCAUCAACCAUAUGCCAAAAACUAAAGGGUGAUUUGAGGAUAAUUUUCAAUAAACUGCCAAAUGAUAUGCAGCAGUUGCUACUUUUCAAUCCUCAGCAUGCAUCUUUUCUUCAGAAGAGUUCGGAACUAACAAAACUGCCUGGACGACCUUCUGUUCAGAUUGGUCGAGUUUCAGACCCUGCUCUUCGUAACAAGUAAAUGUGCAUUUGUGGGAUAUAAGGAAAUGAAAGACAUGCUUUGCCCAAGUGAGCCGAUUUUGAAAUUUCAGAUAAAAAUGAAGUCACGAGUUUAUAUUUAUAUAUUUGGAGCACAUGAUAGCCAAGUAUUGUUUUGGAUGGUUCAUUUGUGCCUUGAUUCUCAAGCAAAAUGCAUAAUAAAGGCGGUUCUGCUCCAUAUUGCUGAUAUUCCACCUUUUACUACACUUUUCUUGUGAUUUUGGGCAUUUGACUGAAGUUGUUUGGUUCUUUUUGGAUCGAGAUGUGUAAAGUCUUUUGUACUUUAUGGUGUCUCUUAUGUUUUAUGCAUCUUUUAGUAUACUAUUCUCUUGAUUUGGGGCAUUUUAAUAAGAGUGGUUUUAUUCUUUUGGGAUCAA